CUUCGAUUGUAUAUCUCUUGAUGUUUCUCUGUGCAUCCAUCACUGCAGGAAUUUGUAGAUUAGAGCAGUUGCAAGAGCUUCGUCUUAGUCGAAACAGAUUUGUGGGUGAAAUCCCACUCUGUUUUUCGAGGUUCUCCAAACUCCAAGUUCUUGAUCUAUCAUCAAAUCACUUAAGUGGGAAGAUUCCAUAUUUCAUCAGUGACUUCAAAUCCAUGGAAUAUUUAUCACUACUCGAUAAUGAAUUUGAAGGCUUGUUCUCGUUGGGUUUGAUCACCAAAUUAGCAGAGCUCAAGGUUUUUAAACUCUCUUCCAGGUCUGGUAUGCUGCAAGUAGAAGAGACUAACAUUUCCAGUGGCCUGCAAUCGCAGCUAAGUAGUAUCUCAAUGCCACACUGCAACCUUGGAAAAAUCCCUGGUUUUCUUUGGCAUCAGAAGGAAUUGCGGGUCAUCGAUCUCUCCAACAAUAUGUUAUCCGGAGUGUUCCCCACUUGGCUGCUGGAAAAUAACACAGAGCUUCAGGCCCUGUUGUUACAGAACAACUCAUACAAAACACUUACACUUCCAAGAACAAUGCGCAAGUUACAGUUUUUGGAUCUUUCGGCGAACAAUUUCAACAAUCAACUCCCUAAGGAUGUCGGUUUGAUACUUACGAGCUUGAGACAUUUGAAUCUCUCAAACAAUGAGUUUCAAGGGAACAUGCCCUCCUCUAUGGCCAGGAUGGAAAAUAUUGAAUUUAUGGACCUAUCUUACAACAACUUCUCAGGGAAAUUGCCAAGAAAUCUUUUCACAGGUUGCUAUUCAUUGAGUUGGCUUAAGCUCUCGCACAACAGAUUCCGUGGCCCGAUUAUUCGGAAAUCGAGUGAUGAGACCUCUUUGAUUACGCUGAUCAUGGACAAUAACAUGUUUACAGGGAAGAUCCCUCGCACUCUACUCAACUUAAGGAUGUUGAGCGUGAUCGACUUAUCAAACAAUUUCCUCACAGGUACAAUUCCAAGAUGGUUAGGCAAAUUCUUUUUGGAAGUUCUGAGGAUCUCAAACAACCGUUUACAAGGUACAAUACCACCUUCUUUGUUCAUCAUUCCAUACCUCUGGCUCUUGGACCUUUCUGGAAACUUCUUAUCGGGUAGCUUACCCCCACGGUCCAGCUCGGAUUUCGGUUAUAUAUUGGACUUGCACAACAACAAUCUCACUGGAUCUAUUCCAGACACGUUGUGGGACGGGCUCCGGUUGCUUGAUCUGAGAAACAACAAACUGUCUGGAAACAUACCACUGUUCAGGAGCACCCCGAGCAUCAGUGUUGUUCUUUUGAGGGGUAAUAACUUGACAGGAAAGAUUCCUGUUGAGCUGUGCGGUUUAAGGAACGUAAGGAUGUUGGAUUUUGCUCACAACAGAUUGAAUGAGUCCAUACCUUCGUGUCUCACCAAUCUAUCAUUUGGCUCAGGAGGACAUAGUUAUGCUGAUUCAGAUUGGUAUCCGGCAAGCAUGCUCUCUAACUUUAUGGAGCUGUACACUGAAGUAUAUUACAAGUCCCUAAUCGUGUCAGAUCGGUUUUCUCUAGACUACUCUGUAGAUUUUAAUGUCCAAGUUGAAUUUGCGGUGAAACAGAGAUAUGACUUGUACAUGAGAGGAACUCUUAACCAGAUGUUUGGCCUGGAUCUGUCGAGCAACGAGUUAAGUGGUAAUAUCCCAGAAGAGCUAGGAGAUCUUAAGAGAGUGUGAUUCCGCAAGGAAAACAGUUCAACACC
This is a messenger RNA of Arabidopsis arenosa, 1744 nucleotides long. NCBI's taxonomy places the organism in Eukaryota, Viridiplantae, Streptophyta, Magnoliopsida, Brassicales, Brassicaceae. The record is from the annotation of a GenBank genome assembly.